Messenger RNA from Penicillium coprophilum, 2100 nucleotides. RefSeq names its product bifunctional terpene synthase/polyprenyl synthetase family protein. The transcript is spliced from 3 exons. Gene Ontology annotation, biological process: isoprenoid biosynthetic process. NCBI's taxonomy places the organism in Eukaryota, Fungi, Ascomycota, Eurotiomycetes, Eurotiales, Aspergillaceae. The record is from RefSeq and is a predicted model, not a curated record. Gene Ontology annotation, molecular function: prenyltransferase activity. Bases 1 to 2100 code for a protein of 699 amino acids.
AUGAACCCAUCUACUACCGAGCCCGAUGACAUCUGGAUCAACUCCAAGCCGGUGGAUCUAACUAGUGAAAGAGCACCCGAUUGCUUUACGUCUCGGGCAGUACGGAUAAACAACUACGACGAUGUUAUGAAUCUCCACACUGCGAAUGCAACCAACGACUGGACAGCAGCAAUAUGCGAUGAUGCAGAUCGUAAAGUUGAGCAUGCUUUCUCACCUGUGGGGAAUGUAUCGAGCCUCAUUUUCCCUGAAUAUUCGCCAGAAAAGGCACAUAUUCUGGCAUACUUCACCCAGCUUUCAUUCAUACUUGACGAUGUAUUAUCCUCAAAGGAUGCCAAGGAAGAAAACAUACAUUCAUCUCGUGCGCUGGACCUUAAGGACACCCGCCCUGGCACGUCGGAAAGGGCAAAAGCCAUGAAGAGAUUACUAUCGCAGAAAUUUGUUGAAAUGGUUGACAUGGAUACUAGUGAGGGACAAGAAUUUGUUAAGCGUCUCAAAGUCUGGGCUGAUGAUGAGAUCGGGUUGAAGAAUCCCCAAACGAUCGAAUGUGUUGACGAAUACCUCCGUUUUCGGCAACUUGACGGAGGGUUCAGGGUGUAUUGGCAUUGGUUAACAUUCUCUCACGGGGAUAGCUUCACACAAGCAGAUUGGAACUCGAUAGAGGAUCUUCUUGCAUUUGCCGAUAAGGUCUUGAUAUGGACCAAUGACUACUUCAGUUGGCCCCGAGAGCGCUUUUAUGAACAAGGCAGGAUUGCAAAUGUGAUCGAGUUGUAUAUGAGAACCGAGGGUCUUGCCGAGGAAGAAGCUAAGCAGAAAACAAAGGAGGAGAUCCUGCAAGGCGAACACCGUUUCCAUGACAUGUGUGUUGAACGAUUUGCACAACAGCCAAGCCUUCCCCGCCACAUAAGAAAAUUGCUCAGAGUUGCUGAGAUAGCGAUGGGUGGAUAUAAUUAUUGGGCAUCGACAUGUCCCCGGCUAAACUUUUGGAAAGAGCAGGGCCCAACUGCAGAGAUUGUCUUGCAUGAAACAGAAGAUGACGAAAUUUCCAACUCUACAGGAGAAGCUCGGCUCAUCAAGCCAGUCAAGAUAAACAACGAAACUCAAGAGGAUCCGAAAACACAAUCUCAACCUUCAGUACCCCAUUUGGACUCGAUGGCAUGUACAUCCGCUCUAGAUGACUCGGCCCUCCUCGCUCCAGCUCGUUACAUUGAAUCUCUGUCAUCAAAGAAUACGGUUUCCAAACUUGCUGAUGCGUUCAAUGUCUGGAUGCACGUGUCUCCUAAACCACUGGCAGCGAUCAAGGAUGCAAUCAAUGAUCUACAUAACUCUUCCCUAAUUCUGGACGACGUACAAGACAAUUCACCGCUCCGACGAGAGAGAACAGCAACUCAUCUCAUCUUCGGAGCUGCACAAACAAUCAAUAGCGCCACGUACAUGGUUGUCAGAGCGGCUAAAAUAAUAGACGCCCUGGGUACUCCCCAGAUGAUGACCGCCCUUUUGCAGAACCUUGAGACACUCUUCAUUGGCCAGAGUUGGGAUAUCAGCUGGAGAAAUAAUUUCCAUUGCCCCACUGAAUCCGAAUACCUCGAUAUGGUAGACAAGAAAACUGGUGCCUCAUUGACCAUGAUGGUUGAGCUCAUGCAAGCUAAGGGCAAAAUAAUACCCUUCUCAUAUCGACUUUCACCGCUAGCCCGCCUAAUCGGCCGAUGGUAUCAGAUCCGCGAUGACUACAUGAAUCUUCAAGGGGCAGAUUAUUCGAAGCAGAAGGGGUUCUGCGAAGAUCUUGAUGAGGGAAAAUUGUCCUACCCAAUCGUCAGGUGUUGUCAAAAGGACGUGACGAUCAAAAACAUCAUUCUCGGAAUAUUCCAACAAAUGCGAAUGACAAAUACAAAAAUGAUGCGUGAGAGUAAAUUGCAGAUUUUGGAUCUCAUGUCGAGUGUUAUGGCUCUGGAGGAUACAUUCGGCUAUCUUCAGCAGCUGCAACAGGAAAUUGAACAGGAGAUUGGAGAGAUCGAAGCUUUGACAGGCAAACCUAACCCAGAGCUAUUGCUCGUGGUGAAAGCCUUAGGGGUGAUCCCAAAGCCUGGUGGAAAGGGGCAUUGA